AUGAAAACUAUAUAAAAGAAUCCACAAAAUUAAUUAGAAAGGUUAUCAGCUUCACAAUUAUUUAUAGGGUUGUCCUAGAAAGAAUAUAUAAUUAUUAGAGAGAUUUAAAAAUAACAAUGUUAUUCUUAAUAAAUCAUAAGAAAUGGAAAUUUUGAGAAGAUAAGUUUAUUCUUUAAACAAAAUUUUAGAGAGUUACCUUUAUAGAAAUGUGUCUUUUUAUAAAAAAACUGCACUUAUUGUAAUCAGUAAGACAAAGUAAUUCUUAUAAUAAUGGUAUGAUUUGAUAAGAUCAUAAUUUAAGCAUAAAAAGCCAAGUAAUUUAUAAUAUUAUUUAAUUCCAGACAUUAAAAUGAUUCAAUUUUAUUUAUAUGAAUUGCUGAAGUAUACAUAGAAUAUGAGCAUAAAGUUUCAUAAAGAAGAAUCAUAUCAUUUAUCAUAUUUUUAUUGUAAUGCUUCAAAAUAGGUGUUAGAAUAAUUAAAUGGAUUUAAGUUUAAUGUAUGUUUUUAUUCAUUUUAUCUUUUAUUAGAUUUGGUAAUAUUCUUCAAGAGAUCUAUGGACUGAUAUAAUUAUGGGAAAUAUGUUAUUAUAAAAUUAAAAGUAAUUAUUUAAUUAUAUUCAAAAGUUAUUAAUUAGCUAGCAUUGAAUUUGAAAAUGGUUUAGUUAAAAUUCAAAAAAAUAUAAAUUAAAUAAUAAAUUAUAAAAUUGAAAAAAGUUUGCCAAAAGAUGAAGUCAAAAAAUAUGCUAUUAGAUAAGUAAUUAAGUUAAAAUUGAAUUUAGAUGAUUAUGCUAUUUCAUAUAUUUUUUUUACUUUGCCUCUCUUAUCUAUAUUCUGAUAAUUUGUCAAAGUAUUAGGAACUAUUAAAAUUAUUGUAUUAUCUAAACAAACAUAAUUAAAAUAAUGGAGAAUAAUCUAAAUUAUUGAAAGAUUAUAUUAAACAGCACAAUUAUAAAUUAUAAAUUUAUCUUUAAGAAUAAGGAGAGAUAUAAAAAAUAAUGUCAUUUAUGUAUGAAAUUCCAGAAAUUAAAGCAGAAGAAAAACCUAAUUAUAUAGAUGAACAUUUCUAUAAGAAAUAUCAAAUAUAGGAACUCAAUAAUUAAGCAUAUUUUAGAACCAAAUAUUAAUUUAUUUAAACUAAUAAGAGAUGUUCUAUUAUAUUAAAUAAAAAGGAUAAACGAUAAAAUAGUCCUACUAUGUAGUAAACUUAACCAAUAUCUUAAUAUUAUGAUACAACAAUUAAUAUUAAUUUGAAACCAUCUUAAAAUUAAUCUUCAUCUCCUAAUACAAAUCUAAAAUAAUUAAUAUUUCCAAAGAAAAAUAUUAAAAAAGAAAGCUUUUCUUAUAUUAAAUCAGAUAGAGAAUCAAUGAAAUAUUUGGAUUCAUAAAUCUAAGGUUCUUUAAGGAAAGAGUCUUUUUAUUCCUAUAAUGAACUUAGUAAAGAUAUGGAGACUAAUAUUUCUAUAAAUAGUGAUGAAUAGAGAUAAUUGAAAACUGAAAGAUCAAUGUUAAGAUCUAAGAGUUCAAGAGAACAUAAAAAAGAAAUAAACUAAUAAACAAAAAUGGCAAUAUUUAAUUUAAUUGAAGCCAAAUCCUUAUAUUAUAUGGAAGUUUAAAAAGCAAAUUCAAAAUUGAAAAAUAUUAAAUCAUUUAAAGAUCAAUAAUAGAAAAAGAUGAUAUCUGAUAAAUUAAUAUAAGAUAUGAAAUAUAUCUAAAAAUAACCAUCCAUGUUAAUGAGUACAGAUUAAUUAGAUGACAAAGAUGGAAAAUAGAUUUACAAAGAUGUAUUUAAUGUAAAUUAUAUUAUAUAUAUAUAGGACUUAAAGAAAAUGGCAGAUAAUUAUGUUACUAAAUUAUAAUAAUAUGAAAAAUCAUCAGUUCGUUAAAGAAUAUAUACUAUAUAAUAAUAAGGAAUGAAUUAAUAAUCAUAUGGAAAUACAGUAAUAUCAAAAUGUAAAGAAUUGUCUAAAUCAAUAUAAUAAUAAAAAGAAUUCUUUUGA
Paramecium primaurelia is the source of this 1996-nucleotide messenger RNA. The record is from the annotation of a GenBank genome assembly. Lineage: Eukaryota; Ciliophora; Oligohymenophorea; Peniculida; Parameciidae.